Messenger RNA from Peromyscus leucopus (white-footed mouse), 2718 nucleotides. RefSeq lists its product as uncharacterized. The record is from RefSeq and is a predicted model, not a curated record. NCBI's taxonomy places the organism in Eukaryota, Metazoa, Chordata, Mammalia, Rodentia, Cricetidae. The transcript has 2 exons. Bases 495 to 1100 code for a protein of 201 amino acids.
GAAAACACUUCUCCCUGUCACUGAAGAGAAAAAAAAAAAAAAAGCAAGCGGCUGUUGUGAGUGCCGGGGGGUGGGGAGGAGCUGGUAAUAACUCUUGCAGUCAUCCACACCCUCGCCAGUUGGUGGUUACCAAGAUCCCAGACACUUCCUAAUGCCAGACAAAUGCCCCAAGCCUCGGCAUGUCUGGCUUGGAGAUCUAUUCAACUGAUAGCCCCCGCCUUUCCUAGGGAGAGCCCCACUACCCGGCUAAUCAAACAAAACAUUGUUCUCAGAAGGCAGAACGAAAGGCUUGUCUCUGGGCCACGACGGCGACGACGACGUUUGGGGUUUAUUUAAUAUCUAUAUGCUCCCAACUAAAAGGUUGCUACAAAACUUGGGCUUCCUGAGACGAGGUUGUUUUGCACAGAGCGUGCACUGUAUAAAAAUUCCGGGAGGGGAGGAAUCAGAAAGUUAGGAACCAUUAAAAAAAAAAAAAAAAAAGCCCCAGGCACUUGAUGCCUGGAAAUGAUGUAAGACGCAGCCACUCCUCUGUUAGACCUACAACCCAACCAAACGGCGCUCACAUCCACCGCAGCCGCUCUCCAAAUGUCAGCACCAGCGCUGGGCAAAGCUUGAAACCCACCAGGCUUCAGGAAGGUUUGCCAUCCACAUUUUUCCCCCGAGCACUUUCAGGAACCUGGCAACAGGUAACGUGGCAACCUUUGACUUCUAAAACGGCGAGUGGGAUAAUUUCAGGGAGCAAAUGGAUUGUUUCCCAGCCAGCUGCAUCUCUCCUACCGCCCCCGCACCCGACUUCCUCCCUCCCCAAUCCAAAGUCUGGGAAAACAAACUCAGGGCUGCGGGCUACCCUGCUCUUGGGCGUCCCCUGGUGGCCGAGACCGGAACGACACGCACGUGCUCGGAGCUCCGCGGCAAUUCCUGCUGGAUUACUGAAGAUUUCCACACUGCCAGACCAGCUUCCCAGACAGCAGCCUCCAAGCUCCAGCUACACCCAGGAAAAUGCCAGUGGCAGUGUUUUUAGGCCGUCUGAUCCGCGCAGACACUGCCCCACCCCUUCUGCUGGGCAGGAAUGGAGACCCACCGUUGUGGGCUGCUGUUAGCCCCAGGACCUGGUACUUCUUGGUUCUGCAUCUGGAAAUGGUACCCGGAAACUGAGAGGUUCAGAUCAAAGUAAUCGUUCUUUUUCAGAAACUUCCAUUAAUUAACUAAAUUAGAGGACACUGAAUGAUGCUGGGGGUGGAGGUGUUUCUGUAGAAGGCUCAGGUCCAGGGGUUAUGGUCUGAGCCCUGUAAUACAGACUUUUAAUGAAGUUUGACAGUCAAUUAAAUAACACUAGAAGCUGAAAAGUUACCAUAUGUGAAAACAGCCCAUGCCUGUAAACCAUAGACAUUGGAAUAGUAUUUGCCCAGACCAUUUAAGGUCAAAGAUUAAAGCUUGGGAGUCUGAGUAAGCAUAGUUUGGCCCCUGGCUAAUGUGAAUGGCAGCCUGUUGAGAGGCCAGGGCACCUGUGUUGAAAUCUGGAUAUUUCAAUCUUCAGGCUUACUAAUUUCCAAGGCGGGAGUGUUGUUCUCAGUUGGGAAUUUGAUCUGGACUUCACACUUGAUUUUCCCAGCUUUGCUAACAGGUGCUGUUGAGUCAUCCGGGCACACAGAUGACUGCCCUGGACGUUUCAUCACGGCGAAGAUUUCAUUUCCAUUUGCCCCAUGACUUUGUGGAGUGAUUUCUACCAUUGACCCAGAUCACUUCCUCUUAGACUUAGGGGAUUGUUUUUUGUUUUUUUUUUUUCCUUCUUCAGCAUUUGUAAUCAUGUGUGUGUGUUUUUCAAAAUAACGUCCCAGCCUGGCUCACAGGUCUUCCUGAGUUGAAUGGACUGUUUACAGAAAGGGAAGAUUCAGGGCCCAAGGUCAGGGUUACAGAAUUAUAUAAGGUUUCCUGUUUGGGCAGCUGGUCUACCAACCCUUCAGUUAGGCCGGACUGAGUUUUGAUGAAAGACGGCAUGCCAGCUGGGUGUGGUGGCAUACACCUGUGACUUAGCACGCGGGAAUAUCAGAAGUCCAAAGUCAGGCCACCCAAAGCUGUGUAUAAAAACUCAGAACUACUAGGAGACGAGUGUGGAAAUGAUGCCAGGAACAAGAAAAGUGAUGUCUUUGACAUUCUUAUCAGCCAGCCAGCUUUCAUUUGUCUUCAGAUGCUGAUUCUCGGCCAUUUGGCUGGCUCUAUAUUCUAUCCACUUUUUCUUUUUUCCUGGCCAGAUUGAGAGAAGGACAUUCACUAAGGAGGUAGGGAGCACACAGCCAGGUAUUCUUAUCUGUCUCACCCACGGAUGACACCGCAGUUCUUAGAACAGGUAUGUCACAGUCAUGCCAUAGUAAAUAUUUGUCACAUGAAAGGAUGACUGAGAACAGGAAGACACUUCCUGGAGAAAAAGGAAACGGGACUGUGACAGCAAAGUCAUUCUGUGUGGCCUUGGGCCUCCCAGUCCAGCCCUCUCUGGAGCUUCAAGGUCGGCACCUAUGGGUUCCACGCACCCUGAAUGGAAAGCAUCUGCAAGUGCGAACUGAGCCUGCACCGAACACGCACAGACAUUUAUUUGUUAUUCUCUAUGUAUAGUAUAACAACGGUUUGCUUGGUGUACGUCCACACAAUCCUAGCAUGCAGGAGGCUGAGGCAGGGGGAUUGCAAAUGGAAAGCCAGCCUGGGCUACAAGUUGAAUACUUG